Aricia agestis (brown argus) is the source of this 5531-nucleotide messenger RNA. RefSeq names its product calcium-transporting ATPase sarcoplasmic/endoplasmic reticulum type (gene SERCA). Gene Ontology annotation, biological process: calcium ion transmembrane transport; intracellular calcium ion homeostasis. NCBI's taxonomy places the organism in Eukaryota, Metazoa, Arthropoda, Insecta, Lepidoptera, Lycaenidae. Gene Ontology annotation, cellular component: membrane. The record is from RefSeq and is a predicted model, not a curated record. Gene Ontology annotation, molecular function: ATP hydrolysis activity; P-type calcium transporter activity; ATP binding. The transcript has 12 exons. Bases 140 to 3214 code for a protein of 1024 amino acids.
GUGGAGCCCUCACGCCCUGGUCAAUCCCGCUCUCCUCAUGGGGCGCGCUAAACUCAACCGAUAAUAUAUUUUUUUUAUUCACCAGUGACUGGGACCAAGUGAUAGUGAUACGAGCUGACGGCAACGUAGAAAUCCCACCAUGGAGGACGCUCACACGAAAUCCGUGGAAGAAGUCCUAGGAUAUUUUGGCACAGAUCCAGACAAGGGCCUUAGCCCAGACCAAAUCAAGAGAAACCAAGAAAAGUAUGGACCAAAUGAACUUCCCGCGGAAGAAGGUAAGAGUAUAUGGCAAUUAGUAUUGGAACAAUUCGACGACCUCCUAGUAAAGAUUUUGCUGUUAGCUGCUAUUAUUUCAUUCGUAUUAGCUUUAUUUGAAGAACACGAAGAUGCUUUCUCAGCGUUCGUAGAGCCCUUCGUUAUUUUACUUAUUCUAAUCGCUAACGCUGUAGUAGGAGUAUGGCAGGAAAGAAACGCAGAAUCCGCCAUAGAAGCUUUAAAAGAAUACGAACCCGAAAUGGGUAAAGUGGUGCGAGGCGACAAGUCCGGCGUGCAGAAGGUGCGCGCCCGCGAGAUCGUGCCCGGCGACGUGGUGGAGGUGUCCGUGGGCGACAAGAUCCCCGCUGACAUCCGCCUCAUCAAGAUCUACUCCACCACCAUCCGCAUCGACCAGUCCAUCCUCACCGGCGAGUCCGUGUCCGUCAUCAAGCACACCGACGCCAUCCCCGACCCCCGCGCCGUCAACCAGGACAAGAAGAACAUCCUCUUCUCCGGCACCAACGUCGCCGCCGGCAAGGCGCGCGGCGUCGUCAUCGGCACCGGCCUCAACACCGCCAUCGGCAAGAUCCGCACUGAGAUGUCCGAGACCGAGGAGAUCAAGACCCCUCUACAGCAGAAGCUCGACGAGUUCGGCGAGCAGCUGUCCAAGGUCAUCUCCGUCAUCUGCGUCGCCGUGUGGGCCAUCAACAUCGGCCACUUCAACGACCCCGCCCACGGCGGCAGCUGGAUCAAGGGCGCCGUCUACUACUUCAAGAUCGCCGUCGCGCUCGCCGUCGCCGCCAUCCCCGAGGGCCUGCCCGCCGUCAUCACCACCUGCCUCGCGCUCGGCACCCGCCGCAUGGCUAAGAAGAACGCUAUCGUGCGCUCCCUGCCCUCCGUCGAGACCCUCGGCUGCACCUCCGUCAUCUGCUCCGACAAGACCGGCACGCUCACCACCAACCAGAUGUCCGUCUCGCGCAUGUUCAUCUUCGAGAAGAUCGAAGGCGGCGACAGCAGCUUCCUCGAGUUCGAGAUCACCGGCUCCACGUACGAGCCCAUCGGCGAUGUGUACCUGAAGGGCCAGAAGGUGAAGGCGGCCGAGUUCGAUACGCUCCACGAGCUGGGCACCAUCUGCGUCAUGUGCAACGACUCCGCCAUCGACUUCAACGAGUUCAAGCAGGCCUUCGAGAAGGUCGGCGAGGCCACCGAGACCGCGCUCAUCGUGCUCGCCGAGAAGAUGAACCCCUUCAACGUGCCCAAGACCGGCCUCGACCGCCGCUCCUCCGCCAUCGUCGUGCGCCAGGAGAUCGAGACCAAGUGGAAGAAGGAGUUCACCCUGGAGUUCUCCCGCGACAGGAAGUCCAUGUCCACCUACUGCACGCCGCUCAAGCCCUCGCGCCUCGGAACCGGCCCCAAGCUGUUCGUCAAGGGCGCGCCCGAGGGCGUCCUGGACCGCUGCAGCCACGCCCGCGUCGGCACCAGCAAAGUGCCCCUCAACUCGACCCUCAAGAACCGCAUUCUGGAGCUCACUCGCCAGUACGGUACCGGCCGCGACACUCUGCGCUGCCUGGCGCUGGCCACCUCCGACAACCCGAUGAAGCCGGAGGAGAUGGACCUGGGCGACUCGACCAAGUUCUUCACGUACGAGGUGAACCUGACGUUCGUCGGUGUGGUGGGCAUGUUGGACCCCCCGCGUAAGGAGGUGUUCGACUCCAUCGUCCGCUGCCGCGCCGCCGGCAUCCGCGUCAUCGUCAUCACUGGCGACAACAAGGCCACAGCUGAAGCUAUCUGCAGGCGUAUCGGCGUGUUCACUGAGGACGAAGACACGACCGGCAAGUCCUUCUCUGGUCGCGAGUUCGAUGACCUGCCAGUGUCGGAGCAACGCAACGCGUGCGCCAAGGCCCGCCUCUUCUCCCGCGUCGAGCCCGCCCACAAGUCCAAGAUUGUUGAGUACCUGCAGAGCAUGAACGAGAUCUCCGCUAUGACGGGUGACGGUGUGAACGACGCGCCCGCCCUCAAGAAGGCCGAGAUCGGUAUCGCCAUGGGCUCCGGAACCGCCGUCGCCAAGUCCGCCGCCGAAAUGGUGCUCGCUGACGACAACUUCUCAUCCAUCGUAGCUGCUGUUGAGGAAGGUCGCGCCAUCUACAACAACAUGAAGCAGUUCAUCCGUUACCUGAUCUCGUCCAACAUCGGUGAGGUGGUCUCCAUCUUCCUGACCGCCGCCCUGGGUCUGCCCGAGGCGCUCAUCCCCGUCCAGCUGCUGUGGGUCAACUUGGUAACUGACGGUCUGCCCGCCACCGCGCUCGGCUUCAACCCGCCCGAUCUUGACAUCAUGAACAAACCACCCCGCAAGGCCGACGAGGGUCUGAUCUCCGGAUGGCUGUUCUUCAGGUACAUGGCUAUCGGUGGCUACGUAGGCGCGGCGACAGUCGGCGCUGCGUCGUGGUGGUUCAUGUACUCCCCCUACGGACCCCAGAUGAGCUACUGGCAGCUCACCCACCAUCUCCAGUGCCUCGGCAACACUGAGGACUUCAAGGGUAUUGACUGCAAGAUCUUCACUGACCCCCACCCGAUGACCAUGGCUCUCUCUGUGCUGGUCACCAUCGAGAUGUUGAACGCCAUGAACAGUCUGUCGGAGAACCAAUCCCUGGUCACCAUGCCACCAUGGUCCAACAUGUGGCUCGUGGGCUCCAUGGCCCUCUCAUUCACACUCCACUUCGUCAUUCUAUAUGUUGAAGUUUUAUCGGCGGUAUUCCAAGUGACGCCGCUGUCGGUGGACGAGUGGAUGACGGUGAUGAAGUUCUCCAUCCCCGUGGUGCUGCUGGACGAGGUGCUCAAGUUCGUCGCGCGCAAGAUUAGCGACGGUGAGAGCGGCGUGGCCCACUGGUUCAACGGCAUGCAGUGGAUUGUGCUAAUGUGGGCCGUGUUUUUUGGCAUCAUCACCUACGGACCCCUAUAAGUCACCUAACCCCAUUGAGUACGCUAUCCACAUAUAAAUUGAUGUAAUAAGGAUUUAAUAGUUGCUCGAACAUUCAACGAUGUCUACUAUUUAGUAGGACAAUGCCUGUUAGUGGAAAUCUAUUGAGCGAAUAUCAUGUCUUUUCUUUUUAUAUGAAUAACAAGAGAUAACGUGAUCGACAAUGGAUAACAGGUGUUAGUGAAAUUGGGUUAGACGUAGAGUAAUAUCAAAACUAUGGCAAAAUUUUAAAAUAUUUUUUAAUUUUGUUAUCGUCUUUUUAUUCUUACUUUGUCGCAGUCUUUCUGGAUAGUGACAGACAGUUGAAUCUUCGAGGUCAAUAAUGUUACAAGUUUCAAUCUUUUAAUGUUGUUAAGUUGAGCUAGCAGCACUUUCAAGUUUCUGUUCUCUGCUUUUACAUAGUAAGAUACUUAGUAAAUUACUAUGUAGAACGGAUAGAGACUUCAAAACAAUAUAACAUAAUUAAAGACAGAAAUAGUAAGCUAUAAUGUGGAUAGCGUAUGAUGAGACUGUGGAAAUCUAUAAGACACUGAGCGCCCGCUCACCACAGUGCAGUCUAACAGUUUUUGAAUGCUAAUCCCAGAACACGUGUGUGAAGUGACCCUAGUGCACGAGCCCUGGACCAGGAACGAGGACAUAUAGUGAGUUGAACUGUGGUGGUGCUACCUGUCACCGGAGCGUUGAUCUGAAUAAUAUCUACGGACCCUUGUGAACGUAAACCUAACCUACAAGCUAAGAGCUCGCUUGACCCACAAGUGCAUCAAGGCAUAGUAAUAAGAUACCGUCAAACCCCAUUGUGCAUAUUAUAGCAUUGUUGCGUAUAGGUAAAAUUGAGAUCAAUGUUUCUAAUUCUGACUACUAAAAUAUCUGGUAGUGUUUAUAUUGUAUUUAUACAGCGACCGCAUUAGUGUCUACUGGUAUACGUGUAGGCGUCGGUGUGGUCCUAGCGUUAGGGUUAGUUCUAAUUGAGUGGAGACAGAGGCCUCCCGGCCGGCUCUUUGCAUUUUGCACGUGCGAGACAAUAAAUUUAUUUCAAUAAGUACAACGGAGUGUUCUGCAAUUGGGUAUUUUUUACAUUUUUUUUAUAUCAAAUUGUUAAUAUAGUGGCUGUGAAGAUGUUUAUCCUAAAUUGAAAUUGGAACACCAAAUUUAUUAAUAUUUUAUAUUUAUGAUGUUUACAUAAUAUUCUGUAAAGCAAUAUUAACUCAAUUUGUAUAAAUUAAUUUUAAAGAAAACCUCCGUUCGACACUUUAUAUUACUCGCACACUGCUCAGUACCUUGUCCGUAUGGACUGCAGACAUUUAAAAUAACUAGAUAUGUGCAUUGUUAGAUUAGCAUAAUUUAUUGUAAGUGUAUUAUUAGGGACGUUUCUAUAGUAAAUUUCGAUUAUAGGGUAUUGUUCUUCUGUCCUCUUCUAUGGUUGCUUCCUAACCAUUAUCAACGCAUUUCAAUCUUUUAGUUUAGUUUUGAACUCACAAUACCCUUACCCGAAGUGCAGUCUACUAGCAAAUUAACCAUUUGUAUAUCUUUCUUCUAAUUAUAACCAAGCAACCCGAUUUUUUUGUAUGGAUGCUUUAUAUUUAUCAAUCCAAUUUCUAAAAAUAUUUUUUCCAGUGUAAUACAUGGGUAUGUAAGUUAUUACAUGGAAUAUUUUAAAAAUACAUUUUAUCAAAAUUUUAUAGAUACUUUACAAUGGUUUUGGUAAAUUAGAAAUAACAUUUAAGAUACAUCAAAUGUAAUAGAGAACUUAAGAUAAUCUUAUUCACUGGAAUAUCUUUAUUGAAAAGAAUUUUUGAAUAAUAAGAUGAGUGUCUCAACAAAUUAUUUUGUUUCAAAAUAAUUAUAUAGUUAUAAUAUUUUGCAUGUGUGCGUACUGCAUGAGUUCUUGAGUGCAGAGAGUGAUUUAUUUUAUUAUUAUCAAUUAACUUUUAUAAACAUAGUUUGUUUUUUAGUUCCUGUUUCUAUGAUGACAAAAAUCCGUCACUUGCAUUGCCCCGUUUUUAGUUACUUAAUAAUAUUUUUAACAGAACAGUAAGCAGUAUAUUGGUAUUUUUAUUUUGCCAAGGAUAUCCCUGAGGAGAAAUAAGGAGCUAAAUGGCAAACCUUAAUUGAACUAUCUAAUAUAUUAUUAUGUGCACACAAUAUGUGCCAGUUCCGUUUUGGACGAGCUAAGAAUACACACACAUACACUGCACAGUUAAGGGCAUGCUCAACCUUGUUAUGAAUCCCUUUGUGUACCAUUCUAUAUCUAUCUGUACCAAACAUGUUUAUUAAAUAUACACAUUGACAUUGUUUACAA